Molecule: messenger RNA, 7049 nt
Organism: Betta splendens (Siamese fighting fish)
Lineage: Eukaryota; Metazoa; Chordata; Actinopteri; Anabantiformes; Osphronemidae
Gene: sik3
Product: SIK family kinase 3
Exons: 26
Coding region: 21-3908 (1295 amino acids)
Biological process (GO): microtubule cytoskeleton organization; protein phosphorylation; intracellular signal transduction
Cellular component (GO): cytoplasm
Molecular function (GO): ATP binding; protein serine/threonine kinase activity; tau-protein kinase activity
Source: RefSeq, a predicted model, not a curated record
AGGGCGGGGGCGUGCCCGCGAUGCGCGCUGCGCAAGGCUGCUUGUUGUUCCCGCAGAGAGGCGAGAAGAUGGCGGCCGUGUCAAGCGGAGGUACUGCUGGGUCCGCUUCGGCCGCAAUUACGCACCCUGCGCGGCCGACCCACGCAGUAAUGGGCCCCCAGAACCGAUCCCAGCCACCCUCCGGGAUCAACCACUCCGUUCGUACCACCACAGCCACCGGGUGCAUCAAUAAUCCUGUCCAUACUUCGGCCGCCAGGCCCCCCCCGGCCCGAGUGGGCUACUAUGAAAUCGAGCGGACCAUCGGCAAGGGAAAUUUCGCGGUUGUUAAGCUAGCCACGCACAUGAUAACCAAAGCAAAGGUGGCUAUAAAAAUAGUGGAUAAGACCCAGCUAGAUGAUGAGAACCUGAAAAAGAUCUUCAGAGAGGUGCAAAUCAUGAAGCUGUUGAAGCACCCCCACAUCAUCCGCCUCUACCAGGUGAUGGAGACCGAGAGGAUGAUCUAUCUGGUAACAGAGUACGCCAGCGGUGGCGAGAUAUUUGACCACCUGGUGGCUCAUGGGCGUAUGGCAGAAAAAGACGCCAGAAAGAAAUUUAAGCAGAUCGUGGCAGCGGUCCAUUUUUGUCACUGCCGCAACAUUGUCCACAGAGACUUAAAGGCUGAGAAUCUGCUCCUUGACCAUAACCUCAACAUCAAAAUAGCAGAUUUUGGCUUCAGUAACAUUUUUUCUCGAGGCCAGCUGUUAAAGACUUGGUGUGGCAGCCCUCCCUAUGCUGCACCAGAACUUUUUGAGGGCAAGGAAUAUGAUGGACCCAAAGUAGAUAUAUGGAGCUUAGGUGUGGUGUUAUAUGUACUGGUGUGUGGCGCCCUGCCCUUUGAUGGUAGCACUCUACAUAAUUUGCGGGCACGUGUCCUCAGUGGCAAGUUCCGCAUUCCCUUCUUCAUGUCCACAGAUUGUGAGUACUUGAUCAGACACAUGCUAGUGCUGGAGCCCAGCAGACGGUUGACUAUGGAACAGAUCUGUAAAAACAAGUGGAUGAGACAAGGAGACCCGGACCCAGACUUUGACAGGUUAAUAGCAGAGUGUGAGCAGGUGAAGACAGAGAGAGAGACUGAACUUAUCAAUGAGCAGGUGCUGAUGGCCAUGUGUGAAAUGGGCCUGGACCGGGAGAGCACCCUCCAGUCUCUACAAACAGAUGCAUACGAUCACUUGAGUGCCAUCUACAGUCUACUAGCUGAACGCCUCAAGAAACACAAGACCCUACGUGUUGCCCAGCCCACACCGCGCCCCAUUAGCUAUCCGCUUAAUGCUGUACAGCAGACAGAUCCACAGGGUAAUCCUGUUAGCAUGACCGUUCCCCAUGUCCAGCUCAUUAACCCAGAGAACCAGAUUGUUGAGCCGGAUGGCAGCAUGACAUUGGACAGUGAUGAAGGAGAGGAGCCAUCUCCGGAGGCCAUGGCUCGAUACCUCUCAAUGAGGCGGCAUACUGUGGGGGUACCAGACCAAAGGACCGAGAUGCAGGACAAACUGCCAUCAGGUUUCCCACGUGGUCCAGUGCCCCAGCCCCCCUUUCCCUUAUUGGCUCCCAAUAUGGGCCAAAUGCACACACUCAUGCCCACACAGAGCCUGCAGCCCACACAGCAACUGGAGUACAAGGAACAGUCCUUGUUGCAGCCACCUACUCUGCAGCUGCUUAAUGGCAUGGGUCCUCUGGGUCGACGAGCUUCCGAUGGUGGGGCCAACAUUCAGCUACACGCUCAGCUCCUCAAGAGACCCCGGGGACCCUCACCACUUGUUGCAAGCCCGCACCCUAUCCCUGCAGUAGCUCCAGUGGAUGAGGAAGGUUCCGAUGGAGAACCAGACCAAGAGGCAGUACAGAGGUACCUGGCGAACCGCUCCAAGCGGCACACGACGCACGCGCUCACGAGCACAUCGCAUGGUGAGCCCACGGCAGAGUCACAGCGGUCCCAGGGCCCCCGCCAGAGGGGCGGCUGGGCUCCUGACACACACACCCGAUCCAGCUAUAAGGACUCUAACACCCUUCAUCUCCCUAUGGAGCGCUUCUCCCCUGUUAGACGGUUUUCUGAUGGCGCCGCCACCAUUCAGGCCUUCAAGGCUCAUCUAGAGAACAGCAGCCUCAUUAAGCAACUUAAGCAGGAGUGUGAGCAGCUCCAGAAAAUGUAUGCUAUCCAGCCGGAUGAGCGAUUUCUGGAGCACACCCAGCAACAGCAUGUCCUCUACCAGCAAGAGCAACAGAUCCUCAACCAGCAAAUCCAGGGUCUGUCCUUAGGCCACGGAGAAAGCCAGCCCAGUCACUUAACUCACCAGCUCCAGAGGUUGCGUAUCCAACCCUCCAGCCCUCCGCCAGCGCAUCCCAGCAACCACCUCUUCAGACAGCCCAAUCAGAGCCCUCCGCCUGGCACUGCAGGCAUAAUGCAAGGGCAUGGCCCGUCAUCAGUGCAGUACGGUGCUCCAGGGUUGUACCAGGGUCAGAAUGGCAGUCCACCCCCCACAGGUCUGCCUCGAGUCCCUUUACCAACCAAUCAGCAAGCUGCCACUGCCCGUCCCACUGUCCCUAUAGCACAGGUUGUCCCUCAACAACAGCAGGUGACCAUACAGGUGCAGGAAGUGGAGCUGGGAGGUGGGGCGCAGAGACAGAGCUUUUUGUCCACGCCGGGCGGACACCGGGUCCUCGGGAAGCAGCUGAGCGCAGACAACGCUGAGACGCACAGUCGCAGCCUUGGGCGUUUCACAUCUGCCUAUGAGCAGGCCCAGUUCAAUCCCCACCUUUUCUCUGGCGAUGCUACUUCUCGUGGCAACUCUGGUGCAGUUGGCUCCUACGGACCCUACCUGCAGGGAGCAUCGCUUAACGUCCCUGGCCUGGAGGGGUAUCAAACUGGGGCGGUCGGGCCCAGCAACUACGGCACUCCUUCUACACUACAGCAGGCUCUGCUUUCCCCGACUCCUUUGGACUACCGUCCCCCGCAACAGCAUGUAACUCCUACCCUACAGGGUCUCCUGUCUCCCCGUCACUCUUUAACUGGCCACGCCGACCCGAGGUUGCCUCCUCAAGACCUGGCUGCCCUGUUAAAAAGGCAGAGCCCCCGGCCAUGCCCAGCACCCCCUACACCUCCCAGUGGUCCACCCCAGGAGUAUAGUGACAUGCUGCUUCUCCGUCAGCUGAGCCAAGGGGAGAACUUGGAGCCACCACCACCACAGGGUGCCCCUGGAGGCCAGCACUACCACCACCUCCUACAGAUUCGACCCCCUGACGUCCAGCCCCAGCAGCACCCAGCCCAAGCACCUUGUCCAAACUUACCUCAUUCAGAGAGCAUGGAAGAGGAUGAGGUUCCUCCUGCCUACCACCAUCCACAUGAGGGUCUGCUGGUUAAGGCAGGGGAAAGUCAUGAGCUCCUGGGGCCACCUUGCGGAGGCACCCCACCCUACAGUUCCCCAACACACCGACAUGGUGGCUACAUAAGGAAUGCUCCAGCAGCUAGAGAAUCUGAGCAUGUAGAGACGAGGUCCCAAGGACAAGCUAUGGAGGUGCCUGAUCAUAAUGGUGUGGGCUUUCCACGAGCUUCCCAGGGUGAUGCGUAUAGGUCCCGUGGACAGCUACAGCGCCACCACACCAUUCAGACAUGUGAUGAUGCCUAUGAUCAAGCUGACCCCAUGUCUGGGAUGAGCCUCUUGGCUGGGAAGGCUCUAAGCUCCGCUCGCAUGUCUGACAUCCUCAGUCAGACGUCACUGACAGGAAGCCAGCAGCUGCACCAGCGGGAAGAGUCAGUGUGUGAUGUGGAAGGAGAGCUCCAUGCACCAGCCUGCUACCCAACGUCUUGCACCAGUGACAUGCUCCUUAGCUAUAAGCCCCCUGACCUGCAGUACAGCAUGGAGCAGGCUGGAGUCUAGCACAGGAAAUGGGUGUAUCCUGUGUACAGUGGUCCAUAUCAGCCAUCCUGAGUUGUGUUGACUUGAGUUGAGCAGCAUCACGCCAAACCACCAUCAUCAUGCCCACGUCAGGGCGAUCUACAUCUGUAUGUCUUCAUCUGUCUCUGGAAGGGCAGUCUGGGCCAGAACAGUGGGGUAGUGGACGAGUGUAGACAUCAGAGGGGUGGGGGUCACAGAUGGGUCAAAGUGCCAGCAUUUUCUGCACCGAUUUUCAGUUUGUCUCUAGUUUUAUUCCAUCAUGGGUAGUUUGGGUUCUACACCUCCCACUUCCUGCCCUGACCCGAAACCUCAUCUUUUACCCUGUCCUCUAACUGUUGGCAUACUUCAUUAUGUGCCUCGUUGGCCGAGACAUUGACACGUUCAUACUCGCAAAAACAUGGAGUCCAACACAAAGAAACACACACUGCUGCCACAAACCCAAAGUAUUCACGUUAGGUGUGAGUGUGUAUUUUAGUGUGAAUGACUCUGAAGAGGAGGUGAGUGGAGGGGAACGCGUCUGUCUGCUUCAGUCCGCUCCUCCCUCGCUCCCAACUCCUGCUGCCCGGCAGCGAAUCAUUCCGGAGCGGGCUGAAAUCCCGACAGGUGGCCCCGGGCGGAGGGUGUUAUGGCGUCGGGCUCCGACUGGGCAUCCAAACCGCUCUCUCCAAAGACGGAGCUCAGUGACAUCGCACAGGACAAACCAGCUCUCUCAUAGUUGUUUUGUUUUAUUUUAUUAUUUUUUAAUUUUAAAUUUUACCUUUUAUUGCUAAUGUCCAUCUAGACAUUAUGGUCAAUAUUGUUACACUUACUGUUAAUACUGUUUUCUGUAAAAGAUGUUUUAUUAUAAUGAUUAUUAUUAAAGUAACAAACAGUGCUGUGUUGCAAGGAAGACAACAUUGUUUUUUGAUUACUUAAGUCAUUCUGCACUUUCUGUCCUUUCAGUCUGUUUCCACCUCUGUCAUGCAGUUACCUUGCUUCUCAUUUAUCCUCCCCCUCCCUGUGUUACCCUCCUCUCCACCCUCUCCCAUGUCUGUGACAGUGUAUUGCAUCGUGGGUAGUUACACCAGACAUCUGCUCCUUCUCUUGUACAGUGAUGCCAUGUAUAGAAUGCUUUUGCAAUUUCCUUAUGAAAUGUUUUCUUUUUCGUUACAUUUUUCCUUGUUUUUUAGAUGUUGGGAAGCAUUUUAUAUUGUUAUUGUUCAUCAUUUGUAUUUUUGGAUGUCUUCAAAAAUGUUUUCAUUUGUUUUUUUGUUUGUUUUUUUUUUGUUUCAUGAAUCUUGAGAUUUCUAGCCAAAAGGGGACAAAGAGAAGAGCGACAGUGCUCUCUCUGUGUCUUAAAAAAAGAUUGUUCUUGUUUUAAUAUUAUUAUUAUAUCGAGACACUUGAAUAAGAGGAGAGUAAUUAUUUUGUGUUGCUUUCUAAAGUAUCAUUUCAGUCGUUGAUGUUGUGAUUGUCAUUCUUGUUGUUGUUGGGCCUGUUUUCUGUUAACGGGGUCAUGAGGCAGGCUAUACAGGGUCAGACUUUGGGCUUUGUCUGGGUUGGUUUCGGGUGCUACGGAGAGAUGACGCUCUAAAAAAAAGGAGAAAAAUGAAGAGACAUAAAACAAGGGAAUGACUUGUAAAAUAGCUGACAUAUCAUCCUGAACAUCCCAAGUGUUCCUGGACAAACUCACUCCUCUCUCUCCCUUUCGCUCUCUUGCUGCCCUGCCUUUCUGCUGUGAUCCUCCCACCAUCUUUUACUACAUCGGCUGCUUAUCGGAUGGCGCCUUAUGGACAUGCCUGCUCCUUGCAAGCUAAACUCGUUACUAUGGCAACCAAGGGUGAAAUUACUACUACUAUUACUCCACCACCCUCUCCCUUCUGUUGGUUUUUUUCUUUUUAAACUCGUUUCAGGCUUGCUUCGUUUCCCCUCCUCUAGCCUUGAAGAGACCAUCUACAGGAGCCCCCAACGGUAAAUGGAUGUUGGAUACACAUGGACACGCCUCCAACCAGAAUAGGGAAACAUUUCAGGAGGUGUCCAUAGGAACAAACUGUGGAGGAAUACACACACCCACGUUAACCCACGUUCUGUGCCCUAAGCUGACUCAGGCUCAAGCACAGCCAGAUGGAGACUGCAGCGUACUGGGGACCACAGCAGAGGAUUAAACCCCCCUUUUUCCUUUUUUUUUAUAAUUUUAAUUCUAUUGUUUACCUGUAUUUAUCCUCUCAUAUACUGUACAAUGCCCCUGGAUUUUAAGUCUGAAUUACUCCAGCAAGAGACUGUGGUGCAAAGCGUAAAGCUCCACUUGUAUGUGCUUGUAAUGGCCAGAUGUCACGGUUGAAAUGCUGUAAACCUCUGAGAGCUAUAGAUGGUGCCGUGCAGCGCCAGUGCUUUCCAUUUGCACAAUCACACUUCCUGUUUACCAAAACGGCACUUGCUUAGGUCUUGCAAGAUGGAAAAACUAAAGAGACGCACAGGAAUAAAUGUUAAGCGUUUUCUGUUUUUCUCAUUGGGCACAAGCGUUUUUUCAGAUCCGAUUUUCCCUCCAGCUCUCGUUCAUUCAUCUUUCAGGUCUGUCCUCCUGGUUUCUCUCAUUGUUUACGUCAAGCCAAAACUGAGAUCUGGAAGACAAAGGAAUUGAGUGUUUUUCAGGUAUUGGAGGGAAAAUGACUGAAUGAAAGACAUUGCAUGUCUCUUGUCCCAUGACGAGACUUAAAUCUCUAAAUUAAGCCUGGAGGCUCCUCUCGGUCCAAUGUUCCGACUCGUAGCUGUUGUUUCGGGCGUGUGUGAAAAGCAGUGAAUGGAAAGCACUGGACGUGAUUCGGAGGUAACUGAGGAGGAGGGAGCUGCUUCACACACAUCUGCCUGAUUAGACUGACCACCCCCCCACCAUCCGCUUAUCUUUGUCUUAACUUUUCAAUCCUUUUCUCUCAUCCCUCCUCAGCAAGCCAGCUCUCUGCUCUACUUCUGUUUUAGGUUCAUUUUAUUUUCUAUUUGUUCAUUUUAUUUCUGUUCUGUUUCUAUGUUCAUUUCUGUUGAGUACAAAAAUACUAAAGUGCAACAUCAAUGAUUAAAAAGAAUAUCAACCAAACUGAGAUGAAUAAAUAAAGAAAUAUAUAUAAAUAAAGAAAUAAUUUAAAAAGG